GUUGACACGUAUCGGUUAUCGUCAGGAUAGUAAUAGCCAUCCUGUGUCCAAGAUCGUCCCUUAUCUCGAAGAAAACGGGCAGAAAGAAUCGGAAAGAUGAAUAUUAACGAAGAAUUAACGGUUGGUCAAGUUUGGACGUCCGUCAGGAUGGCCAAUGGGGUACACAGGAUCUUCUCUUGAGGCCUAUCACCACGUCGGAGGACUGGAGAGGGUUGACGAUUGUUUUCAGAGCAUCACCUGGUCCAUAGCGAUAAGGACGCUUAAAGUGAUCUUUGUGGACAAAGCGGAUUGUUGUUUCGACUGUUUUCGUGUGACUCGACGUGGACAAGAAAGGUUGAUUUGUGAUCAGUUCUAUCGGUUUUUUUUCUGGAGACUAUUCGAGGAAGUGAAAUUGUGCCGAGUGAAUUCGGGAAGAUACGAGGAACCAUGUUGGAAUUCUACCCUCCGUUACCAGGUACCCUUGGUCGCCAGGGUGAGCCGGGACCACCGACGAUGGCCUCGGCUGCACCACCGAUGCCAUUUCGGCCUGCCAAUGACAAUAACAAUGCAGAGCCGUCGGUUUCGGUAAAGACAGAAUCCGGUCUCCUGGAGACGAUCUGUGCCGGUUGCGGCCGCACCAUAUCCGACAAAUACGUGAUGCAGGUCGCUGGAAGGAACUACCACGAAGAGUGUCUAUCCUGCGCUGCAUGCGCCGCUCCUCUCACACAUUCCUGCUUCAUUCGCGAGUUGAAACUCUACUGCAGGAACGAUUACGAGAGGAUCUUCGGUGUUAAGUGCGCGCGGUGCAUGGAGAAGAUCAGUUGUUCGGAUUUCGUGCUCAGAGCGCCGGGUUUGGUUUUCCAUGUGGAGUGUUUCGCGUGUUGCAUGUGCGGACAACCGUUACCACCUGGUGCACAAUACUUUCUGCGACAGGGACAACCGAUCUGCAGAAGGGACUAUGAAAACGAGUUGUACCUGAACAGUCCUCAAGACGAUGAUUUGUUGGACGAGAACCGACCUAGAGACGGUCGUCGGGGUCCCAAGAGACCCCGGACGAUCCUCACGUCGGCUCAGAGGCGUCAGUUCAAGGCGUCCUUCGAAGUAUCCCCGAAACCCUGUCGAAAGGUACGAGAAGCCCUGGCAAAGGACACGGGUCUCAGUGUUCGCGUGGUGCAAGUUUGGUUCCAAAAUCAACGGGCGAAGAUGAAGAAACUACAGAGGAAAGCGAAGACUGAGCCUGGAUCGGACAAGGAACCGAAGGAAGAACGUCGGACGGAAAGUCCUCACAGUGAUCAUAGUCAUUACUUGAACGCCAUGAACAUGCGCGACGGGGAAUCUUCUAGCUUCCCCUCAGCCACCCAACCGCUCAACCCCAAUAACCCGUACUCGCCCGACGACGCAUAUCCGGGUCAUUCAGGUGAGAGUUUCUGCAGCAGCGAUUUGUCCUUGGACGGUACGGAAGCUGGCUUCGACAUAGGCGAGAACGAGGGUGGAGGUGGUCAAGAGGGUAGCCAUCAGGGUGCCACCCAUACCCAUCACGGUCCUUCCUCCCACGAGGCGCCGUCACUGUCGCAAAGUUUGCACGCGGCGAUUCACAACCCCAUCGACAAACUGUUCAUGAUGCAGAGUAGUUACUUCAGUGGUGACCAUGCGUAAUCCGCGAGAUAUAUCAUUCUCCAUGGUGUUCUCGAUCGGUUCUCCAAAGGAGCUAGCUGACCCAUGACAUCAGUCGUCGCGUGUGAAAUAUAAGGGGAACAUCGUACAGCGUCGUUUUUCCUUUCUUAAUUUAUACUUUUUACAUUUUUUUAUUUCGAUACUUUUGGUCCAUUUCCUUUCCUCGUAUUGGUUAAAGUUUAAUAAUUUUUAUUCGAUUAUUGAUCUUUUUUUUCGUUAAGUUUCUUCGUGAAAAUUGUUUUAUGUUUAUCGAGUUUUGUUGCUUCUUUAUCGUUGACACGUAUUUUUCAUUUUAUUUAAUUUAUUUAAUACUCAGGGUAAAAUGCUGUACGACAGAUUGCCGCUGGUAUCGCAGCAGAUGAUCGUUCUCAGUGCUAAUUAUUUAAUUUAAGAUGGUUUUCGAGGUACCAAGAGAGUGGCGAGGACAAUGAGAUGGUAAACGAGUAAUCGCGUUUCGAUUUAAUAUUAAACGAAUGUAUCCCUCGGUUUUCGCCUAUAAAAAUGCAUAUAUUUAAACGUCGACGUACCUUAUUUCUAUCCCGAGAGAUUGUUGUUAAACAAAACGUGACUCGUCGAUUCCAAAUCCUGGCUAUGAUCAUAGCCAAAGAAUGAUUUACAAGAAUAAUAAGCGAGCUGUUAGGUUCGACGAAGCACUAACUAGGAAUAAUUAGUGAAAAAAUUACAAUACAUUGUAUAAAAAAGAACCGACACCUUAGAAUCAUUGCUUAACACCCUCUUCUUAUCCUUUCUUCCAAUCUAGUAGUAGAUAUAAUUGAAAGUACCAUUUUACAAUAUUUUGUAUAAACAAAGUUGGUAGUUAAUUAUUCGUUUAGGAGCAAUAAUAAAUGUCUGAUUAAUCUUCAUCGAGAAUCGACAAAUUUUUGUAAAGUAGAGGCGAGGAG
Messenger RNA from Osmia bicornis bicornis, 2555 nucleotides. RefSeq names its product LIM homeobox transcription factor 1-beta-like (gene Lmx1a). Gene Ontology annotation, cellular component: nucleus. NCBI's taxonomy places the organism in Eukaryota, Metazoa, Arthropoda, Insecta, Hymenoptera, Megachilidae. Bases 427 to 1635 code for a protein of 402 amino acids. The record is from RefSeq and is a predicted model, not a curated record. The transcript has 5 exons. Gene Ontology annotation, molecular function: DNA-binding transcription factor activity, RNA polymerase II-specific; RNA polymerase II transcription regulatory region sequence-specific DNA binding. Gene Ontology annotation, biological process: regulation of transcription by RNA polymerase II; neuron differentiation.